GGGAGACCCUGGUUUGAAUCCAACAAGGGCAAGAACAUGUAUCUCUUUUAAUUGCGGGCUGGCCAAACUAGGCUUGCUUGGUUCCAUUUCCUAUCAAGUUAGGCCAAUUUGCAGGAAAAUAACAAACAUUACAACAGUGGGUGUCAGCUCUGGUAGUACUCUUCAAGGAAUGAGGCUUAUCAGUAGACCUUGUGUAUUUGAUGCCAAAACAAAUGUUAUUUCUUGUUGCAGUGACUGAGGAUGCCAGUGUGGGAGGAACAUAUGAAGGCACAGAGCCCAUGGGUCUACUGUGGAGCAUGCAGCCUGUUCCAGGGAGUCGAACAGGCCUCCGGUUGAGAAAGAUGAAUGUCCUCACUCCCAUGGUGGUACACAUCUCUGUGUUCAGUGGUCAUGUGACUGAGGGCUUCAGCAAGCAGUCUCCCCUAGCAACUGUUGUCAUAGAGAGAUGGUACCUGGCACCAGGUGUUCGCAGAAUUGACAUCAGGGAAGAUGGGGUCAAAGGCACCCUGUUUAUACCACCAGGUCCUGGACCCUUCCCUGGUGUUUUGGAUUUGUGGGGAGGAGGUGGUGGACUGGUGGAGUACCGAUCUGGACUCUUGGCAUCACAUGGUUUUGUUUCCAUGGCCCUAGAAUACUUUAUUGUUGACACAAACAGACCACCAACACUCCAUUUUAAAAUCUUUGAGGAAGCUUUCAGGAUUGUUCAAGAGCACCCCCUGGUGAUGAAGGACAAGGUUGCGCUGUAUGGUCUUAGUUUUGGCACGUAUGUCACACUCCGCUUAGCAGCCUAUUCUAAAUCAGUCAGCCCCAGAUGCUGUGUGUGUAUCAAUGGGAGUCAUGACCCCCCGGUCCACAACCUACUCUACAAAUUAUUUGUACAUGUUAUGCACACCCAGAAUGAAACACGGUCUGAUCAGGAGGGCCAAGUGGUCCGUAGAGACCUCAUUCUGCCUAUUCCAAUUGAGUCUAAAGAAACAGUGGAUAUGGGGAGGAUAGAGUGUCCGUUGAUGAUGGUCAUUGGGGAUGAUGAUCAGAACUGGUCCACAUCUGCUGAGGAUAUGACCCAGAUGAUGCGUGCAGCAGGAAGUGAACACUUGCUGACAAUUCUCCGAUACCCUGGUGCUGGACACCUCAUUGAACCACCCUACACCCCUCACACCAGAGCCAGCAUCUUCGUAAUGCCACCGAAAAGAGAUAAAAUGAUCAUGUUGUGGGGAGGGUCCCCAAAGCCACAUGCUGAUGCUCAGGAAGAUCCUUGGGUUUUUCCUGCAACAACUCUACUUGAGCCACAAUGACGACCCUAAAGCAAAACUGUGAUGUCACACACAAGAUCCCAGGAUCUACUAUUAACCUCAGGACCUAUUAUUAACAACAGAUGAAGCUUUAUAUUGAUUGUUUUAAUAUUUUAUCAGACUAGUAGACACAGCUUUAAAAGUCACCUGCAAAAUGAUUGGCAGCCUCGAUAAAAUUGAGCAAAAAGACCAUCAAACAGUCUGUGACAGUGGGGUGAUGGAAGGGUCCGUCAUCUCCCUCUUUUCCCGGUUUCCAUUGCUUCACAAACACUUCCCGGACUAGUUCAUUGUCACGUCUUCAAAUCAUGCACACCAGGUCUCAGUCAUUCCAUCAGUAUGUGUUUAAAUGUUUCUCCUCUGCUCCCCUCACUUGUCGGUUAUUGUUGCUUGUCAUUUUGUGUCGGUUAGUGUUUCUUCUCGUUCUGUUUUCAUGUAUGCCUUUCGAUCACCGUAUCGUGUGACAAACUUGAAUAU
This is a messenger RNA of Esox lucius (northern pike), 1766 nucleotides long. RefSeq names its product acyl-coenzyme A thioesterase 1-like. The record is from RefSeq and is a predicted model, not a curated record. The transcript has 9 exons. NCBI's taxonomy places the organism in Eukaryota, Metazoa, Chordata, Actinopteri, Esociformes, Esocidae. Gene Ontology annotation, molecular function: fatty acyl-CoA hydrolase activity. The coding region runs from base 201 to 1295 and encodes 364 amino acids. Gene Ontology annotation, biological process: fatty acid metabolic process; acyl-CoA metabolic process.